UUCAGCCUGUUUAUCAAGAGGUAUGGAGUUUGACACGCAGAAGUACUCUCUGCGCACGCGCACCAGCACGUCUCCUCCUUCUACCUGAGCGCAGCGCACCUUGAUCCAACGAGACGGAAGUUUUGUGACUUUCAGAAAACAGAGCAGACCUUUUUUUGUGUGUGUGUCUCCGCGGAAAGUUCGUUUGGAGUUCAAGCAACGAACAGAGGAUCCCCGGUCAAAGCAGGAUGCCAUGCGUUGGAUUUUAUGAGAACAAUUUAAAGGGCUUUUCCAACUUUAAUCUGUUGUUCAGCGACUCAUGCUGAAGUUCAGUCCAAAGUCGGCGUGCUCUCCAUUCAAGCAGAAUGACAGCUCUCCGCAGAGUACUUCGAAGGCGAUUGCACCCACUUAAGCUGGUGAUAGUGGCCCUUGUCUUUGUCACAUUUGUGUUCCUCAUACAAUGGGAAGUGGGGAGCCAGAGCCAGCAGGAGGACCCCUGGCUGAAGGAGAUGGCAGUGAAGCGGGAUGCCAUGCUGGGCAUGGUGAUUGGAGCUGUCAAUAACUUCAGGGAUGCAAUGCCAAAGAUGCAGAUCAGAGCCCCUGUACGUCAGCAGGACAAAGCAGACAGCACGUCCUGUCUGCCAGGUCACUACACUGCCGCUGAGCUCAGGCCAGCUCUGGAGCGGCCACCUCAGAGUCCUCUUGCUCCUGGAGCUGCUGGGAAACCUUUCCAUACAGACUCACUGAGCCCUGAAGAGCAGAAGGAGAAGGAGAGGGGUGAAGAGAAACACUGCUUUAACUUGUAUGCCAGUGACCGCAUCUCCCUGAGCAGAGACCUGGGUGCAGACACGAGACCACCAGAAUGUAUUGAGCAAACCUUCAAGAGAUGCCCCCCCUUGCCGACCACCAGUGUUAUAAUUGUGUUUCACAAUGAGGCUUGGAGCACUCUGCUAAGGACAGUAUACAGUGUCCUCCACACCUCCCCUGCCAUUCUGCUCAAGGAGAUCAUCCUGGUGGACGACGCCAGCGUGGAUGAUGUGCUGAAGGACGAGCUGGAUGAGUAUUUGAAGCAGCUGAGCAUUGUGCGCGUUGUCCGACAGCGCGAGAGGAAAGGACUCAUCACUGCUCGGCUGCUGGGUGCCUCCGUGGCUACCGGUGACACGCUCACCUUUCUGGACGCCCACUGUGAAUGCUUCAACGGAUGGUUGGAGCCUCUGCUGGCAAGGAUAGCAGAGAACUACACUGCAGUAGUCAGUCCUGAUAUAACCACUAUUGAUCUCAAUACCUUUGAGUUCAUGAAACCAUCCCCAUAUGGCCAGAACCACAACCGGGGAAACUUUGACUGGGGCCUGGCUUUUGGCUGGGAGAGCCUCCCAGAUCAUGAGAGACAAAGGAGGAAGGAUGAAACAUACCCUAUCAAGACUCCCACAUUUGCUGGUGGGCUCUUCUCCAUCUCAAAAGAAUAUUUCUACCAUAUUGGAAGCUACGAUGAAGAAAUGGAAAUCUGGGGUGGGGAGAAUAUUGAAAUGUCAUUUAGGGUGUGGCAGUGCGGAGGACAGCUGGAAAUCAUCCCUUGCUCCAUUGUUGGUCAUGUUUUCCGCACCAAGAGCCCACACACCUUCCCCAAGGGUACACAAGUGAUUGCUCGCAACCAGGUACGGCUGGCCGAGGUGUGGAUGGACGACUACAAGGAGAUCUUCUACCGUCGUAACCAGCAAGCGGCGCAGAUGGCAAAAGACAGGACAUUUGGAGAUAUCUCCAAACGCGUGGACCUCCGGGCGCGGCUGCAGUGCAACAGUUUCUCCUGGUAUUUGAAGAACGUUUAUCCAGAAGUCUUCAUGCCUGAUCUCAACCCACUUCGCUUUGGCUCUGUGAAAAAUGUGGGCAAAGGCUCAUGUCUGGAUGCGGGAGAGAACAAUGAGGGUGGGAAACAGCUGAUCAUGUACCCAUGUCAUGGACUGGGAGGAAACCAGUAUUUUGAGUACUCCACACAUCACGAGAUUAGACACAACAUUCAGAAGGAGCUGUGUUUGCACGGGGCAGAGGGGGCUGCGAAGCUGGAGGACUGCCAGUAUAAAGGCAGGAACACAUUUGUAGGAGCAGAGCAAAAAUGGGAACUGAAGGAUAACCAGUUAUUCUACGUCCCAGGGCUGAAAAUGUGUCUGAGUGCCCGUCUUGAGCAUCCCUCUCUCGCUGUCUGCAACCCCUCAGACAGAUACCAGCUCUGGUCCUUUGUCUGAGUGUACAAACUACCACUUAAAUAGCUACUCUGUAUGCAUACGCGUACUAGGACAAUGGGUAUACUAUACUGUAUGCAGUUAAUAUGCAAGUUUUUUUUUGUUUUUUUUUUAGAUCGAUGACAUUGAGUUUUAAUUUAUUUUUAUACAUAGAGGAACUGAACUGUUGCUGCUGGAGAGUUUGGACUUUGGGAGAAAUACAGUGUGGCACUGCUGGAAGGAAGCAUUGAAACAAUGCCCCCAAUCAGACUGUGAACUGAGAUUUGUGGAGCAAUGAAGAUGCACUGUGUUGAUAAGUGCCUCUUUUGUGUUUGAGAUGUUUUCAUUACAACCAACACAUCCAGUAUUGGGUAUAUAAAGCUAACACUGAAUAUUUUCUGCAGAGACUUGUACUUGAAUCUAAAACAAAAAUAUGCAAAAAGCACAGUGGAUCAUACAUUAUGAACAAGAGGUUCAAGUUGAAGACACAAAAAAUCCCAAAUGUUAUGCACCAAAGAGAAUGAAAGUGAGAAUUUGAAACACACAAGAAUGGUGAGCAUUGUCCCUUUUUAAAAUGUUUUUCUUUUUCUUUUUUUUUUUUAAUGCAAAACCUGUUAUUUGGUACCGUCCACUGCGUUGGAUAUAAUUUUAUUUUGGGUGGGGAGAAUGGUUGGGGGAUGGUGAUGGAAUGGGUGGUGGUAUGUUGGAGUUGUAGCAAUUUUAUGUUACAGAAUAUCGGCCUCUGCGGUGUUGUGAUCACAAGGGUCUUCAGAUCAGGGUCGAAGUUCAUAUAUUUGAUUCCAUUAUUUUCCUGAGGUAAAUUUUUUUAGCCUUUAACUCUUAAGACCAGAAAAGUUACAUUACUGCAAAAAUGCAUCUGUAUUUUGAUGCUUCAUUAACUGCAUGAGCAUCAUGAGAGAAUUUUUUUUUUUUUUUUUUUUUUUUUUUUUUUUUUAAUGAAUCUUUCUACAAAUCUCUUAAUUGUGGCAGUGUUUGCCUGUAUUAUUUAAAUUUUUAUGCUUUGGUGUUUUAAAAAGGGAACUUUCAAUGUAAAUGAAUGCACCCAAUGAACUCUGUUUGCUGAUGAAACGCCUGAAACUCUCCCUCUACAUGGAAGCAGGAGUCCACAAAUGAAUUUCUGGUGCAGGCACUAGUGUUUAGAUGGCUCUGGAAUAUUGUGUAUUGCUUUAUGUUUGUGACUGGCCGAUGAACAGAUCAAAUUUGAGUGUUCUCCUUAUCUGGGAACUGUUUGGUGAUGUCAGAGUGCCUUGGUAUUAAGAUGUGUUAUUUUGAGCUCAAUAAAUUCAGUUGGGUAGU
Messenger RNA from Seriola dumerili (greater amberjack), 3512 nucleotides. It is a transcript of the gene galnt3, whose product is annotated as polypeptide N-acetylgalactosaminyltransferase 3. NCBI's taxonomy places the organism in Eukaryota, Metazoa, Chordata, Actinopteri, Carangiformes, Carangidae. Bases 345 to 2219 code for a protein of 624 amino acids. The transcript is spliced from 12 exons. Gene Ontology annotation, cellular component: Golgi apparatus. The record is from RefSeq and is a predicted model, not a curated record.